AUGGAGCGGUAUUGGAUUGAUGGAAAGAAUUCUAGAAAAGAAAAAGCGAAAAAUUGGGAGACUGGUAUUAUUUUGUUGUUGUGUAUUUUUAUAGAUUACGAUUACGACUAUUACGGUUAUGGGGAUUAUCGAGGCGGCUACAGUGAUCCUUAUUAUGACGAGUAUUACCGGUAUGAAGAUUACUAUUACGAUUAUCCACCGCCGGCCCCACCCCAAGCUAGAGGAAGAGGCCGACAACCACAACCGGAGUUGGACGAAGGAACAACGCUGAGUUCUACCGGUUUAUUCUAUGAAGUGAGCUGCGGAACGCAGGCUGGCCGUGGGCGUGGGGUGGUGGCGCGUGGGCGAGCCGGUGGGCCCCCGGCCCGUGGGGCGCCGGCCAACCGGGCGGGCCGGGGCGCAGCGGCCGUGGCCCGUGGAGCGGCCCGCCAGCCCGCUCGUGGAGCAGCCCGCGCCAAGGGAAGUUUACCAGGUAAGCGGAAGUUAGACGGGGGUCACCAGAACCAGGGGGAGUCAAAGCGCAGAUACCAGAGCAGCUGGGGUAACCAGCCACUGGCGCAGCAGCCGCUGGGAGCAGCGGGCCUGAACGGAGAGCAGCAAUGGUACCAGGAUUCGUACGCCGCCUGGAGCUAAACAACAAAAUCGUUACUAUGCAACAAUAGCAAGCUAGUAAGCAAACCAACCAACCAACGUCGUGUUGUCGUCGUCUUCGUGUGUAGUUUUUCACACACUUUCCAAUUUUUUUCUUCCCCCCUUUUUCUUUUUUCGAUCAACAAAAUAGCAACAGAAACAGCAGCAGAAGCAACAACAAAACAGCGGAAAAGUAAAAGUGAGUGCCUGAUAAGAAGAAGCGAGUGUUUAAUAGCGGACGCCCGCGCAGUGUAUAAAAAAAAGGAGACCUAUUGUGUGUGUCCGCUUGCGUAUACGUGUAUAGUAUGUAUGGUGUGUUCGUACUAGUGGUUUUGCGUCCGGGAGAAGCAAAUAAGCGGAAAGGGAAUAGGAGUGUUAAUAGAUCCGUCUUGACCGUUAGGCUGGUUCAGUAAUGGUAUACGCGUGAUACGCAAGCCUGACCUACCGGUUAUUAAUGAAGCCAGCCAAUCAUAUCCAUUGUCGUCAACCAGUGGCGCCACCACUACGUUAGUAACAUGUUUCGAAGUUAUCCACAACAUUUAAAUAAUAGUAUUUAUCUUAUGGUGUCCCCGGGAUAUAUGUAUGUAUUUGUUUUAUUUUUUCAUUUUUAAAUGACAAGAGCGCAUUACAAAAUAUUUUCUGUCUUGGUUGAUUAAUGAACAAUACUUGCUUUCAGCGAUACCAAUCGUUUCUUUGAUGGAUGUUUUAAAGGGAAACUGACAAAAAAAAAGUUAAAAUAUAGCAUAGUCGUAUAUUAAAUAAAAAUAGAUUUAAUAAUAGUAAUUAACACGAGAUUGAUAUGUUGUUGGACUUUUCCAAAUUUUGUACUUGUUCUGCUCGCUAAGCUAUUGCUCAGUAAAUUGUUGUUUGACGGUUUUAUUUAUGUCCUUUUAAAUAUGACGUUGUGUUGUGUUGUUUUUCUCUCGUUUAGUUUUUGAUUUACUUAGUGUUUUUAUGUAAGUAUAUAUAUAAAUCGAAAGCGCUUAAAAGAAUUAUUUGCACCACCGCGCAGGCACUGCGCCCCUUGUUCUGGAGACUGUUACAUCGCGGGGGCGCCGCCCGUUUAUCGAACAUAUUAUAUAUCGGAUCCUAAACUUCUAUUUUAUUUCUGACGAUUAAUUUUUAGUAUUUGGAAGGGUAGCAGUUGUGACGACAAUACGUUAUCAGCUUCCACCCUCUGUGUCUUAAAUUUCUUGCGCGUUCGUAUCGUUCAAAAAAAUGAUACGUGAUCUUUUUUCCUUCUUUCGCGAUUAGUUUUUUGCUAGGUAAUCUUUGAAUAAUAAGUGCUUGAAAUGGGAGGGAGGCAACAUUAUACCUAUUCAAUUUGGGGCGGGCUUACGGCCGUGGCGUUCAAAAAAAUUGCAUGCUGAUGUUUUCAAAUUUCAUUUUGUUCUUUAAAAAGAUCUCAUGAAGGCAAAUGACGAGAAUAAGUAAAUAUUGUUAUAUAUGUGCGGGUUGUUUGGCAUUAUAAGUGAUUUUAAUAUCGGAAUGAUGCGGCUGCCUGGCGCGCGAACAGACCGCAGUAAAGUCCGGUCGAAACUGGACUUUUUAGAAAAAAAAAUGGAUGGAGGUUGGGGACGCGCAAAAUUCGUAUUCUCAACCGUUGCGCGCAGUAAUGAAGCAUGUCUAAUUGGAGUGAAUAAUAUGCUAACAUCAUCUAGCUAGUACUACUUUACUACUACAUACAAUAGUAAUAAUGGAUAAUAGAAAUAGUAAAGUUAUUAUUAUUAAUGUAUAACAGUGAUGAUACCCGCAAUUUUUUUUAUUCUUGUGGGCGUUAAUGAUGAUGACGCGUCCGCUUUGUGAUGUAUUUUAUUACGAUAAUAACGAUAACUUGCGGUAGCAGUGAACGAAAAGAAAAUUGUAUUUUUCUUAAAUGUAUAUCUAAAUUAAACCUUUUUCAGCUGUUGGUGAAAGAUAAAAAAUCAUUUGGUGUUUAAACGAUGCAUUUACCAUGUUUUUUUUUUUCAUUUUCUUUGUAUUCAAAAAGGCGUGCAAAAAUGAUAACAAAGAAGGUUCGAUUUUAACUUUUGUUACUGUUUGACAUCGUUGCAUCGUGUAUAUAUUAUAAAUGUAUGUAUUACAUGCGUAUUUGUCAAAAUGACUAGUUCAGAAGAAAAGUAUUUUCUAAC
Molecule: messenger RNA, 2762 nt
Organism: Agrilus planipennis (emerald ash borer)
Lineage: Eukaryota; Metazoa; Arthropoda; Insecta; Coleoptera; Buprestidae
Product: heterogeneous nuclear ribonucleoprotein R-like
Exons: 5
Coding region: 1-633 (210 amino acids)
Source: RefSeq, a predicted model, not a curated record